This is a messenger RNA of Gracilinanus agilis (Agile Gracile Mouse Opossum), 520 nucleotides long. RefSeq names its product homeobox protein GBX-1-like. Gene Ontology annotation, biological process: regulation of nervous system development; regulation of transcription by RNA polymerase II. NCBI's taxonomy places the organism in Eukaryota, Metazoa, Chordata, Mammalia, Didelphimorphia, Didelphidae. The annotation marks the transcript as partial. Gene Ontology annotation, molecular function: DNA-binding transcription factor activity, RNA polymerase II-specific; RNA polymerase II transcription regulatory region sequence-specific DNA binding. Gene Ontology annotation, cellular component: nucleus. The record is from RefSeq and is a predicted model, not a curated record. The transcript has a single exon.
AUGCAGAGACCUGGAGGCGGCGGCGGGGCUGGGGGCAGCGGCGGGGGCAGCGGUGGGAGCCAGGGCACCGCCUUCUCCAUUGACUCCCUUAUCGGGCCGCCUCCGCCGCGCUCCGGCCACUUGCUGUACACUGGCUACCCCAUGUUCAUGCCCUAUCGACCGCUGGUCCUGCCUCAAGCUCUGGCUCCCGCGCCCCUGCCCGCAGGCCUCCCGCCACUCGCUCCGCUAGCCUCUUUCGCCGGCCGCCUCACUAACACCUUCUGCGCUGGGCUGGGCCAGGCCGUGCCCUCCAUGGUGGCUCUCACCACCGCACUGCCCAGCUUCGCGGAACCCCCCGACGCCUUCUACGGUCCCCCGGAGCUGUCCGCCUCCCGCAACAAUCCGGAGCCCAGCGGCCGGCGCCCAGAGAGCGGGCUGGAGUCCGAAGAGCUGCCACCAACCAGAGAGAAAGUAGCAGAGCCCCCACCACCGCCUCCUCCGCCGGCGCCGCACUUCUCCGAGACUUUCCCAAGUCUGACGG